AUGUUGGAUAAAGGUGCUACAAAAGAAGUUGAUAAUGUAUCUAAAUUAGAAGCUCAAUUAUGUGAGUACUUUAGUAUUAUUAAAAAAGGAGAUAGAUCACCAUAUAUGGUAUUAUUAUUGUUAGCUGCAAUAAGUGCAAUAAACAGGUUUUAUAACUCAAGUAUCAGUAAAGUUAAACCUGUUAAUUUAUGUAACCAGCAAGUGUUUUUAAACUUGAA
Molecule: messenger RNA, 218 nt
Organism: Dentiscutata heterogama
Lineage: Eukaryota; Fungi; Glomeromycota; Glomeromycetes; Diversisporales; Gigasporaceae
Source: the annotation of a GenBank genome assembly